AGAAUAGUAAUUUUGAUGAUUGCAAUUUAGCAAUAGUUCAUGGCAACAUGAACUGGAUUGAAAUUUCAAAAUUAUCAAAAUAAAGAUGCGAUCAUAAUUAAGAUGAUAAUGAAAUGAUCAGAAUAUGAAACAGAAGAGAGAGAGAGAGAGAGAGAGAGAGAGUCUCAGUUAGAUUACAAUAAUUACAGAAAAUUUUAUCCUUCGAUCAUUUGAUAAAAUGGAUAUUAGAUCCACAUGGGAAUGAAUGUGAGUCGGUGCAUAAGUUUUGUUUUUCUGGAUGAGUUUUCGGUCUUAGAACUCGAUGAAAACAGAUCGAUAUUUAAAGAGAGAAAAAUCAAUAAGAAUAUUUUCCUCUAUUCGAGGCAAGCGUGAACCUUCUCUGGUUCCUAAGAUGAACAUGAUAGAAUUAAUUACAAUCAAAUGGCCUGAUUUUUGCUGUGAUUAAUUGAAUAAACAAAUUCCAAUCAAAAUUAACCUCCAUGGCCACUGUACGUCCCAUACCAUCAACUCCUUCAUGUUCAUCACAAUCCUCACUCCCACCAUCUUAUGCGAUCUCAGUUCAUGAUCAUGUUUUACCAAUUGGAUGGCAAUGUAAAUAUGAUCCAAAGACCAAUAAAUAUUAUUUUUUCAAUGAUUAUGGUUCUGCUACUUGGGACUCUUGGAGAGGGGGACAACAAGGAUCAUGUCAAUCAUCAAGAUCAUCAUCACCAUCACAUACUUACACCAUUAGGAGUUACUAUCAGCCUUUCUCAGCUCGUUAUAAAGCAAAUGAUGCAACUGUCCAAAGAAUUGCUAAAUUGUUUCCUGAUGUUGAUGAAAAUUACAUCGCUCAAUUGUUAAGAAAGAAUGCUAAUCGUGAAUAUGUGGUCAGUAAUAUUCUAAGAACUGAAAAUUAUGCGAAAACAUAUCAAGCUCAACCUGAUGAAGCUCUUUAUUAUAAAUUGAAAGGCAAAUUUCCAGCAGUUGAUCAGAAUGUAAUUAAGCAAUUACUUUGCAAGUACAAUAAUAGUGAACAUGAUGUUAUUUCUGGAAUAAUCUCACACUUAGCUCCACAUGUUGGUCGAUAUCAAUCAUCGGGUUCACCUAAGAUGAAAUUGCGCUAUAUUAAGAUUCUUUAUCCGGAAGUUGACGAGAUCGUUUUGUUUGAUCUUCUUUACAAUUGUGAUCAUAAUGUGACAGAUGUAAUGGAAAAAAUUGAGAAAAUGGGCUAUAAGAAAAACCCACUUCCCCCAAGGCCAAAAAAUAUAAACGCUGAUCGAUCUCGUCCGAAGACACUGACCACUCGUGAACCUAAACAACCCGCUUUCCCACCAAAUAUAUUCGAGAAACAGCAAAUCUUUGAAAAGCUCCAAGCCGAUUUUCCAAAUGUUGACCGAUUCCUAAUAAACAUGGCAUUGGAAAGUUCAGCUUUCAAUGAGGAGCGAUCUCGUCUAUUCCUAAAUUCAAUGACACCACAAGAUUCCGAUAAAUAUUUGCCAAAAGAUUGGUCAACUGGUCAAUCUGAUGAAAUGACCCUUCAAACUAAAUCGACCCAAACUGGUGGUCUAAUUGAAUCGACAUUUGGAACACCAAUAACCAAAAGGAAAACUGAUCCAAUCAAAACACUUAAUGUGAUGACUUGUACAGCCGAAGAUGGAAUAAUUAUCGAGAAGAAGAAGGUACCGUUAGCCAAAGGAGUUGACGCAUCGAAUCAUAAAGGCACGAACAUUUAUAACUUGAUUAAAUCAUAUAUCCCUUGGCGUGGAGCAGAUUCCAGGAAUAAAUUAGGCCAAGAUCCAUCUAAUCGAAAAGGUCCUUCGAUAUCGAACAAAAGUAAUUCCGGUCAUAAGGCAAAAGGUCCAGAUUCAAUUAACCAAAAAGGUCCAUCACCAUCUCUCCGUCUCAAGAAACCAUUAGUAGUAGACAAGUGAUACUUUUUUACCAAUGUCAAUAAGAUAUCUUUUAACUGACUGACUUUAAAUAUCCAUAUACUACUGUAGUAGAUAAAUGUAAUUAUAAGCUUGAAGCAAAUUUGAUGAUGGAUAAAUGAAGGAAACUUCUUGAAUCUCUAUCUCUAUCUCAUCGAUAUGGUUGAAAAUUUAUUAGUUUUAGCCUUUAACAUGGCAGUGGCAAUAAUUUGAAUCUCCAAACUAAACUAUUUCCAAGCAAUGAAACAGCAAAUACGAAAAGAAUGCUGAGUAAAAUGAAUCAAAGUGGUUGGAGAUUACUUUUUGUAUCAUUUUCUAGUCAAUUAUUAACCCAUACCAAACUCUAAUAAGCACCCAAAAAGUAAUUCAAAUACUUUGGACAAGAGCAAAAAUCAUGAAACAAAUAAAAUGAUUGUAAUUAUU
This is a messenger RNA of Panonychus citri (citrus red mite), 2330 nucleotides long. RefSeq lists its product as uncharacterized. Lineage: Eukaryota; Metazoa; Arthropoda; Arachnida; Trombidiformes; Tetranychidae. The coding region runs from base 480 to 1910 and encodes 476 amino acids. Gene Ontology annotation, molecular function: ubiquitin binding. The record is from RefSeq and is a predicted model, not a curated record. The transcript has 10 exons.